Molecule: messenger RNA, 1809 nt
Organism: Exophiala mesophila
Lineage: Eukaryota; Fungi; Ascomycota; Eurotiomycetes; Chaetothyriales; Herpotrichiellaceae
Exons: 1
Coding region: 1-1278 (425 amino acids)
Biological process (GO): regulation of transcription by RNA polymerase II
Cellular component (GO): mediator complex
Molecular function (GO): transcription coregulator activity
Source: RefSeq, a predicted model, not a curated record
AUGCCACCCAAAAGCGGAACUCGACGCCGAGGUGGCGGCCGUGGGGCAACCCCAGUCGCAGCCCAGGCCGCCCAUGACUCCGCCCAGCUUCCCCCAUCAAAUUACCUAUUUGCGUCCACAGUCAGUUGGCAGACGCCCAUGCCUGCAGAGCCUCCAAAGCCAAAGCCACCACCCCGUGGCUCCACUGCCGACACCAGAGGUCGAGGUCGCGGCCGUGGCCGUGGCCGUGGCCAACCAAGGUCAAGGGCCAGAGCCAAUCAUGACACUCAACAAGGUUCCGCAAGCCCUGCGGGCACUCCUUCUAGGCCUCAACCCGAAUCACAAGCUACGGACGAUCGUCCUUCAUCUCAUUUUAUCUCUCUCAAGAUUCGACCUGCAAAUCUGCGCGCUUUUCCCAGCUUCACCUCUAUAACCAAUUCCAAAACACCUGAGAAUCCCUCUGGCAAUAGCGAGCCAUUCUCAACUUUGGUCUACAAGGCGUUGCCCGCAUCUGCUGCUGGGUCGCUCGAUCAGGCUGCCCCUUCGCCAUUGCCAUCGUUGAUUUCUUGCGACACAGACAUAUCAUAUACAGGAAGUGAGACUUGCGCUGCCACCCCAGGUUCUCCAAAGGAUCUUAGCCUUCACUCGUUAGAAUCCGCUGUCACAGCUUUCCGGGGAGAAAAAGAGCCAACCAAGUCACUCUUUGUCACACCAAGAAGGGCGACCAAGAAGACCAGCAAUACUUCUCAAAAACCCAACAAAUCCCAGAACAAACAAGCUCGGUCGCAUCAAUCUCCCACAGUGCGCCACUCUAACGCUCUCAUGGCUCCUGUAAAAGAUAACAUGGGUGUCCAUGUAGCCCUGAAGGACACCAUUCAACAUCUAUACGAUGUACAAGCCACUACCCACGCUUAUGUACCUGAUUCCAACGACUUGCUCGUGGACAAACUCACCAACCUCACUAAUUCCCUCGCCCACCUUCAGACUCUAACUUCUAAGAAUGCAUCGCCUCACAACCCUAUUCACCAGGUGAGCAUCGCCCCGGAGAUUAUCGACUACGUAGACGACGGAAGGAACCCCGACAUCUUCACCCGUGAAUUUGUGGAAAAUGUGCAGAGGGGCAAUGCGGUUGUCAACGGCAAGCGAAGGGCCUUCAAGGAUUUCAGUCAAGUCCUGGCUGGAGUGAUCAAGAAAAGGUUCCCUGGAUUGGAAGAGGAUGUCAAUGAGAUUAUGGACGAUGCCGGCUUUGUUACCGAACAUUCGGUGAAAAGGGAGAUUGAUGGGCAGAAUGGUAGUUGAGCGCAAAGCCUGGUGAGAACCGUCAUUAAUUGUUUUUGCAUCCCAUAACGACAGCAGUGCUUGCUACGAGCACCAGAUGUGGGACUUGAGCCAUGGAGGGAUCGCUCUCUCAUCGUAUUGACCAAUGCAGUCUUGCUCGUUGCGUCUCUCGGUCUCAGUACAUGUCAUUAUCACAUGGCGGGCACAUGGCUUCACUUUCAGACUUGUUAUGGUGUGGGCCCUCGAUAUCGGCAGACCAUUUGGAUAUUGCACUCAGUCGACGAGGCUGCGCCGAGGCCAGAGGAGCUGAGAUAAACCACACCAAGCAAAGAGAACUCAAGCACGAUCAAGAGUCUAGUUUUGGCCCGAGGUCACUGACCUCUGGCUGAGAGCUGCUUGAGCAUAUUGGCCGAGUAAGUUUGGCCAACUUACUCGGCCGAUGAAUGUCUGAAAGUGAUGAUACAGAUUAUGUAGACCCUCAGACGGUGGGAGUUGAAACCAACUCCACCUACUAGGUACAUGUAUACUAUAAUACAAAUGCAUACAUUUUGA